Messenger RNA from Miscanthus lutarioriparius, 438 nucleotides. Lineage: Eukaryota; Viridiplantae; Streptophyta; Magnoliopsida; Poales; Poaceae. The record is from the annotation of a GenBank genome assembly.
AUGCAGGGAGGCGGCGGCGUGAGCUGCGCGGUGGCCGGUGAGGCGCCGACGCCCGGCCGCGCGCCGCACCACCACCGCGUGGGCGCCGGCGGGCGUCUGGGCCUGACCAUCGACCCGGCGGGCGGCGACGACGGGGAGGCCCCCGCGGAGCGGAUCGGGCGGCUGGUCCGCGAGAGCCCCGUGGUGAUCUUCGCCCGGCGCGGGUGCUGCAUGUGCCACGUGAUGCGGCAGCUGCUGCAGGCCGUGGGCGCGCACGCGACGGUGAUCGAGCUGGAGGAGGCCGCCGACGAGGCCGCGGCGUCGGCCGCCGCCGCCGCCGCCGUCCCCGCGCUGUUCGUGGGCGGCGCGCCCGUCGGCGGGCUGGACGGACUCAUGGGCCUCCACCUCAGCGGCCUCCUCGUCCCGCGGCUCCGGGAGGUCGGCGCGCUCUGCAGCUAG